Messenger RNA from Darwinula stevensoni, 2571 nucleotides. Lineage: Eukaryota; Metazoa; Arthropoda; Ostracoda; Podocopida; Darwinulidae. The record is from the annotation of a GenBank genome assembly.
AUGAAUGUGGCGAUGAUGGAGUGGACGUACCUCUCGGUUCUCUUCAUCCACCUGAUUCCCGGGGUGAUCCCGAUGGAUCGAACCCUGGUAUACCGGAAGGAAUUCCCGGAAAAGAGAUAUAAAACAGUGGCAAUGGAAUACCAUGGGCAAACUUUGGGACGUUGUGCUUUGAAAUGUGUCUACGCUGAUCCUCAAGCUGAAUGUGAAGUUUUCAAUUUUCGACAAUCUGACCAAUCCUGUCAGCUUAUCGUCCCUGGAAAUUACGAAAUGGUCCCGGCCGAAGGCUAUUUGGCCUACACACGCCUUUCAUGCGCGAGUGCGCAUCCAAUGAUGAAAAACGUGAACGUGACGUACGAGGGAUGGGAUGGAGAUUACCCGGCGCCAUCGGGUGCGAGCGUCGUCUAUACCUGCCCGCAUGCCGCGAAGUUCACAGAUGGUUCGAUCAGACAUCAUGCCACCUGCUCUGCUCUCCUCCAAACAUCCUGGAAGACUUCCUUCAACGGCAAGCAUGUCCGAUGCCAAAAGGGGAUAGCUUAUCCCGAAUGCCGACUGACGAAGAUGGGGAAGGAAUACAUCGGGACGGUGAACACGACAAAGACCGGAAAACCCUGCCUUAGAUGGAAUUCCCCUGAGAGUACAUCAUUCAAGACCAAAAGAAAUGGUUUCGAUGUAAACAUAAUAUACGAAGAGCACUUCCUGAACCAGGACCCAUCUUCCCAUGGGAAUUUCUGCCGGAACCCGACGUCGAUCGCAGAGCCCUGGUGCUUCGUCGAUGACGGCUCGAAUUGGGAACUGUGCGAAAUUCCAUUUUGCCUUGAUCUGAGGCCACCAGAUUGCAAGAUGACUCAAAAGGGGGCGGAAUAUAUCGGAACAAAAAGCAAAACUAUUUCGGGCUCUCCGUGUCUGCCAUGGAUCGGUCUCCAAAGCCCGAUUUCGGUAGAAAUGUUUGCUCUGAGGAAGCUGGUAUUCCCUGAUUCGCUCACGAAAGAUCACAAUUUCUGCCGGAACCCGACCGGGAAGCCAGGUGGCCCGUGGUGCAAAAUUCUCGGUCCCACGGGCUCGACGGACGGUUGGGAAUACUGCGACGUGCGUUCCUGCGCCGUGGAAGAAACGGAGGAGGCGUGUGAGGCGGAGGGCCGAUGUCAGUCGGCGCCUUCUAAAAACAUGAGGACUUCGACAGGAGACGGAGUUGAGGCAUCCCGCAUGUAUCCGGAAUGCCGAAUGACGCCGAUGGGAAAGGAAUACAGAGGAACCCAUAGCCAGACGGAAACUGGAGAGAAAUGCCUGCCUUGGAUGGAUUUUUUCAUUGAGGGAUCUCUCCCGGAUGUCCUCGUCUCUCAUCUCCCUUACCACGAACGCCUAGCAGUACCAAACGAUAUGACAGAGGCCAUAUAUGACUUCAUCAAAAACCAGGACCUGAACUAUUGCCGGAAUCCUUCGAGGGCUGAGCGGCCAUGGUGCUUUAUAAGAAAUGGUUCCAGCUGGGAAUACUGUGAUAUCCCCUUAUGUCACAGCCCUAAAGAGCCUCUGGAAUGCAGAUUGACUGAUGAGGGAUUGGAGUAUGCAGAGUUGAAGAACGCGGAUGCGGAUGGCAGGAUGUGUCAACCCUGGUUUAGUAGGUCAAACAACAAGCGAUUUUCUCUCCUGAAUUUGCUGGCAUUACCCGACCAAAGCGUGGACAGUAGUCACAACUACUGUCGCAAUCCUAAUGUGGACCGCGGCGGUCCCUGGUGUUUCACUGAAGAGGGAACUGGCGAAGGCUGGCGACAGUGCGGGAUCCUCUUCUGCUUUGAAGAGUAUGAGCGUUCCGCUCUCGACGAUAUGGCAUCGAAACCCAGUCGAGAAGCUGUGAUUCACAUGUUUCAGCAAGGUCAUUCACCUGUAAAGAUCAUCAAGGAGCUGUUACUGCCACGAUCCACUGUGGACAAAGCCAUUGCCCGCUACAAAGAACUUGGUACAACUCAGGAUCGACCCAGAAGUGGCCGUCCCAGGAAACGGGCGGAUGGAUACCCGGAGUGCUUGCAGACCGCGAUGGGAAAGGAAUACGCGGGGACGACGAGGACGACGGAAUCCGGGAAGCCCUGUCUCCGAUGGGAUUCUCGGCCCUAUGGAACACCUGAGGACUUCGACCCGAAUAUACGCUAUGAAGAUCAUUUCCGAUUCGGCAAUGCCACAUUGCAUCAGGAUUUCUGCAGGAACCCGGCGUUGAAGAAGCAACCAUGGUGCUUCGUCGCCGACCCAGCCAUCAAAUGGGAAUUCUGCGAAAUCCCACCCUGCCCCAACCGCCCAAACAAGAUGGAAUGCAAAUGGACGUGGAAGGGAGAGGAGUAUGCAGGAACUGAAAAUCGAGCGGCAUCAGGGCGUUCGUGUCUGCCUUGGAGGAAAUCUGAACUGCUGGGGCUCCAUUGGCCGAGGUUCCCGGAGGACGUGAGAAGCAAAGAUCAUAACUUCUGUCGCAAUCCGACUGGGGAUAAGAACGGGACCUUUUGUCUUGUUGAAACAGGCACAUUGAACUUGAAUGAAUUUGAAACAUGUGACAUCCCUUUCUGCCCUUUCCACUACCUCUACUAA